UUCAUGAAAAUUCCAAGAAGAAACAAACAUUACUGAUAACACAAUUCAAUGGAAAAUACUUCAAUUAAAUUCACUAUCGGGCUUUUGUGAAAAUUAUUCCCAUUCCUUAUCACUUUUGUGGAUGACCUUCAUGACAAAUGAGAAUCUGUUCGGUUAUCACUUUUACUUCCACUCCACUACAUAAGAAAUCCUAGAAAGAAAAUACACUCUCUGUCUAUUGGAUUUGUGGGCUCGUCUCAGCAAGGUUACCCACAUAUACCCACACAGACCGGCUGUUUGGAAGGCAUUUGUGAGACCGGCUGAGCCAGAAUUUCUGUUGCCACGUUAAAUUAGAAGAGUGUAUGAACAUUUUCGAGAGUGUCUCACGCAGUGAAGAGGGCAACAAAAAAGUGAGUUUGUGUGGAAAAUUAUGUAAAAAAAAAGCACCACAUUUCCUCUAGCCCGAGUAUACAGAAAGUCAAUCGUCGCUCAGACGCCGUCACAUUAUCACCACAAAAUAUUAACGUGCCUUUGCGGAGCAACAAGUUACUCAGCAAACAAUGACGUCCAAAUCAGAGCCUUUCGACUCCAAUUGUAUGACACUGACGAGAUUUGUUCUGCAGGAGCAGAAGAAAUUCGCCAGUGCCACUGGAGACCUCUCUCAACUCCUCAAUUCUAUCCAGACAGCCGUGAAGGCUGUAAGCUCAGCCGUCAGGAAGGCAGGAAUUGCCAAACUACAUGGAAUCUCAGGCGAUACCAAUGUUCAAGGCGAGGAAGUCAAGAAACUCGAUGUCUUAUCCAAUGAACUCUUCGUUAACAUGUUAUCCUCAUCCUUCACGACAUGCCUCCUUGUCUCAGAAGAGAACGAAACCUACAUCGAGAUUGAGGUUGAAAAGCAGGGCAAGUACAUCGUUUGUUUCGAUCCUCUGGACGGAUCUUCCAACAUCGAUUGCCUGGUGUCCAUUGGUUCAAUCUUCGGGAUCUACCGGAAGCAAACUGAGGGCGUUCCAUCUCUCCAAGACGCCCUUCAGCCGGGCAGGCAGCAAGUAGCUGCUGGAUAUGCCCUUUACGGAUCUGCCACUAUGAUGGUCCUGAGUUUGGGCAACGGUGUCAAUGGUUUCAUGUACGAUCCGGCAAUUGGUGAAUUCAUCCUGACGGAUCCCAACAUGAAAAUCCCAGAAAGGGGAAAAAUCUAUUCAAUCAACGAAGGCUAUGCUCAUGAAUGGGAUGCUUCUGUCUUCAACUAUGUCCGGGACAAGAAGGAUCCAGCCAAGGGAAAGCCCUACGGAGCCAGAUAUGUGGGCAGUAUGGUGGCUGAUGUGCACAGGACCAUCAAAUACGGCGGAAUCUUCAUCUAUCCUGCCACAGCUUCAGCCAAAAAUGGAAAACUCCGGCUCCUGUACGAAUGCAACCCAAUGGCCUACAUCAUCGAACAAGCAGGAGGAAGAGCCAGCACGGGAAAAAUUGAUAUCCUUGAUGUUGUCCCCACUAAAAUUCACGAACGUUCCCCCAUUUAUCUCGGCUCAAAGUUGGACGUCGAAGAAGCUCUCAGUUACAUUCAAUAGAAACUCCCAUCAUUUAUUGACUCAAAAAUAAAAUCUCCCCACAGUGUUAUCAGUAA
This is a messenger RNA of Phlebotomus papatasi, 1600 nucleotides long. RefSeq names its product fructose-1,6-bisphosphatase 1 (gene fbp). The record is from RefSeq and is a predicted model, not a curated record. The coding region runs from base 540 to 1544 and encodes 334 amino acids. Gene Ontology annotation, cellular component: cytoplasm; cytosol. Gene Ontology annotation, molecular function: fructose 1,6-bisphosphate 1-phosphatase activity. Gene Ontology annotation, biological process: fructose 6-phosphate metabolic process; sucrose biosynthetic process; fructose metabolic process. The transcript has 4 exons. Lineage: Eukaryota; Metazoa; Arthropoda; Insecta; Diptera; Psychodidae.